Molecule: messenger RNA, 2255 nt
Organism: Astyanax mexicanus (Mexican tetra)
Lineage: Eukaryota; Metazoa; Chordata; Actinopteri; Characiformes; Acestrorhamphidae
Gene: ehd3
Product: EH-domain containing 3
Exons: 6
Coding region: 537-2144 (535 amino acids)
Biological process (GO): endosomal transport; endocytosis
Cellular component (GO): cytoplasm; plasma membrane
Molecular function (GO): protein binding; calcium ion binding; GTP binding
Source: RefSeq, a predicted model, not a curated record
UUCCAUUUAAAUGCCCGGGGGGGAGAGGCUGACAGCAGCGCUGUGAGAGCCGCAAGUCUCCGUGUGUUGUUCUGGACCGUGUCUCGCGGGCUGUGUGUUUGAAGGCGGGGUACGGGGACGCGCUGGGACUGACUGACUGUUCUUCACUGCGAGGAGACACACGGUCGGUGGACUCUCUGCGUGCAUGUCUGGAUUCCUCCACAGCCCCAGGCUUUGGCCACGGUUGUUGUCACUGCGCAUGAAUAGCGUUUCGCGCGGCUCCUGUGCGUUAUCUGCGGCUGUAUGAUAGAUGAUAGAUAGUCUGGUGGUGAAUUCGGUUAAAUCCAGCGCUUUGUUUCGAGCUCGGCCCGAGGACGCACGCGCGCCCGGGUGAGAGAGUGAGGAGGAGACCGUUGGCGUGUUUUGAAUUGAAAUCGGCUGCAGCAGGCAGGCUGGUCUCGCCGCUGUGCUGAAUCACUCGCUCUCCGGCCGCUCUGAGAGGGAGAGGGACACAGCGGACUGCAGCUUAAUAAGGUGCUCGUCUCGAGAACUGCAUCAUGUUCAGCUGGCUGGGUACCGACGACAGGAGGAAAAGGGAUCCUGAGGUGUUCCAGACAGUCACCGACGGACUGAAGACUCUGUACAAAGCCAAGCUGCUGCCUCUGGAGGAACACUACAAAUUUCACGAGUUUCACUCGCCGGCCCUGGAGGAUGCGGACUUCGACAAUAAACCCAUGAUCCUCCUGGUGGGCCAGUACUCCACUGGAAAAACCAGCUUCAUACGAUAUCUCCUGGAGCAAGAUUUCCCCGGCAUGAGGAUUGGUCCAGAGCCCACCACAGACUCCUUUAUAGCUGUGAUGCAUGGAGAUCUAGAAGGACUGAUACCAGGAAACGCUCUGGUGGUGGAUCCUAAGAAGCCUUUUCGCAAGCUUAAUGCAUUUGGCAAUGCUUUUCUCAACAGAUUUGUCUGUGCCCAGCUGCCCAACCCUGUUCUGGAGAGCAUCAGUGUAAUUGACACUCCAGGAAUCCUGUCUGGAGAGAAACAAAGGAUUAGCAGAGGCUAUGACUUUGCUGCAGUGCUGGAGUGGUUUGCUGAGCGCGUGGACCGUAUCAUCCUCCUCUUUGAUGCCCACAAACUAGACAUCUCGGACGAGUUCUCUGAAGUGAUUAAAGCUCUGAAGAACCAUGAGGACAAAAUCCGCGUGGUGCUCAACAAAGCCGACCAGAUCGAAACACAGCAGUUGAUGCGUGUCUAUGGCGCCCUCAUGUGGUCACUCGGCAAGAUCGUCAAUACACCGGAGGUGAUACGAGUCUACAUUGGCUCCUUCUGGUCACACCCGUUGCUUAUUUCCGACAACCGAAAAUUGUUUGAGGCUGAAGAGCAGGACCUGUUUAAGGACAUCCAGUCGCUUCCUCGCAACGCUGCCCUCCGCAAGCUCAAUGACCUCAUCAAGAGGGCCAGACUUGCCAAGGUACAUGCUCACAUCAUUAGCUCUUUGAAGAAGGAGAUGCCAACUGUUUUUGGAAAAGAGAACAAGAAGAAAGAACUAAUCAACAGUCUGGGAGAGAUCUACAGCCGCAUUGAGAGGGAGCAUCAGAUUUCUCCAGGUGAUUUCCCCAACCUCAAAAAAAUGCAGGAGCAGCUGCAGGCUCAUGAUUUCAUGAAGUUCCAGCCCAUGAAGAUGAAACUGAUGGACAACGCAGAUGACAUGCUGACCAACGAUAUCGCCCAGCUUAUGGUUCUGGUGCGGCAGGAGGAGACGCAGCGGCCCAACCAGGUGGUAAAAGGCGGAGCCUUCGAAGGCACCAUGAAUGGGCCAUUCGGCCACGGCUAUGGUGAAGGAGCAGGUGAGGGCAUUGAUGAGGUGGAAUGGGUGGUGGCUCGUGACAAGCCAAUGUACGACGAGAUCUUCUACACCCUUUCUCCUGUCAACGGUAAGGUGAAUGGUGCCAAUGCCAAAAAGGAAAUGCUCAAGUCCAAGCUGCCCAACACUGUACUAGGCAAAAUCUGGAAGCUGUCUGACAUUGACAAGGACGGCAUGUUAGAUGAUGAAGAGUUUGCUUUGGCCAAUCAUCUCAUUAAGGUCAAACUUGAAGGUCAUGAGCUUCCCAGCGAGCUUCCAGCCCAUCUGGUGCCACCAUCCAAAAGAAAAAUACCAGAGUAGCGUAGAGCAGGAUUUAGCUGUUUGGGAGUUGUCACGUUAACGAAAGGUGUCUGUAUGGAAUUUACAUCUAAUGUAUAAUUAAAUGGAACAAUAAAGACAGACACGAUUGCA